AUCAUGUAGUCACCAGCAGAAGAGAAAUUUCAAAAGAGACCUCAGUGUAAAGCCCACAAGCACCUCGACUCUCAGAGGAGACUGAGCUCCUCAGAUAACGCGUCUGAAGAGUGGACCCGGCUGUCUGUCCAUCAGGCAUGGAACCAAAGAGGAUCAGGGAGGGCUACCUGGUGAAGAAGGGAAGUGUGUUUAACACCUGGAAACCCAUGUGGGUUGUACUGUUAGAAGAUGGAAUUGAGUUUUAUAAGAAGAAAAGUGACAACAGCCCCAAGGGAAUGAUCCCCCUGAAAGGAAGCACUCUCACUAGCCCCUGUCAAGACUUUGGCAAAAGGAUGUUUGUGUUGAAAAUCACUACAAACAAACAGCAGGACCACUUCUUCCAGGCAGCCUUCCUGGAGGAGAGGGAUGCUUGGGUUCGGGACAUCAAGAAAGCCAUUAAAUGCAUUGAAGGAGGCCAGAAGUUUGCAAGAAAGUCCACAAGGAGAUCCAUUCGUCUGCCAGAGACUAUUGACUUGGGGGCUUUGUAUCUGUCUAUGAAAGACCCUGAAAAAGGAAUAAAGGAACUGAAUCUGGAGAAGGACAAGAAGGUUUUUAAUCACUGCUUCACAGGUAGUGGUGUCAUUGACUGGCUGGUUUCUAACAAGUCAGUUCGGAAUCGCCAGGAAGGCCUCAUGAUCUCUGCAUCCCUGCUCAGUGAAGGGUACCUGCAGCCUGCUGGGGAUCUGUCCAAGAAUGCAGCAGAUGGAAUAGCUGAAAACCCUUUCCUGGACAACCCUGAUGCUUUCUACUACUUUCCAGACAGUGGGUUCUUCUGUGAUGAGAAUUCCAGUGAUGAUGACGUGAUUUUGAGAGAAGAAUUCAGAGGGGUUAUCAUCAAGCAGGGUUGUUUGCUGAAGCAGGGGCACAGAAGGAAAAACUGGAAAGUGAGAAAGUUCAUUCUGAGAGAAGACCCAGCGUACCUGCAUUACUAUGACCCUGCCGGGGGCGAAGAUCCCUUGGGAGCUAUCCACUUGAGAGGCUGUGUGGUGACGUCAGUGGAGGGCAAUCUGGAUGGUAAGAAGAACAAUGAAGAGAACCUUUUUGAGAUCAUCACAGCAGACGAAGUUCAUUAUUACCUGCAGGCGGCCACUUCCAAGGAGCGUACUGAGUGGAUCAAAGCCAUCCAGGUGGCCUUACGGACUGGGAAAUGAGGACACUGAGGGUCAUCAAGGUGAAUCCGACUCUAAAGCCAGGAUGACAGAGAUGGAAUUCGAGGCCAGACUUGGAACUUUCAGUUAGCAUUCUGUUUUGUCUUCACCUUCCUCACAUGCGUCCUGGUGUAUAAUUUUAAUCUAGUGUUUAUUUAAUAUUCACUGUAGCAAGGAUUCUCCAGCCUUAUGAUGCUCCCCCACCCACUUCCCCCAGCACUCAAAUAAAACAAUAUGGUGCCUGUACAACAUGGGAUGUCUGGAGACAUCACAAAUUUUCCAAAAAUUCUCAAGGUUGGGGAAGAAUUAGGCCUUUCAUUCCUUCUUAUUGCUGAACUGUCUCAACCCACUGGCUCCCAAUAAUGACAUGGAGACUUUUUAUUAUCUAUGAAAGCUUAGGCCUUAUAGUUUAGGCUUGUUCCCAACCAACUUGUAUAAUUUAAUUAAUCCUGUCUAUAUUAGUCCACAUUUUCUUCAUGGCCCGUUACCUCUCAUUAUGUCCUAGUGUGUCCAACUUCCUCUAUGUCUGGCUUCUUAUUAUUUAUGAAUUUAGGUCUUAUAGCUUGGGCUUCUUCCCAAUUAGCUUGUAUAACUUAAUUAAUCCCAUCUAUAUUAAUCCAUAUUGGUUAUGUGGCCCUCUACCUCUCACUAUGUCUCAGUAUGUUUGACUUCUUCCAUGUCUGGCUAGCAAAUCUGUAUCUCUCAGUUCUUUCCCUGAGUUUCUAUCCCUGCCUGGAUGCCCUGGCUUUCUUUUCCUGCCUAGCUAUAUGCCUUCAGCUCUUUAUUAAAUCAAUCAGAAGUUGAGGAAAAUGUUUACAAAACACUGAGACAGGUGAUGCUUCAUAAACAUAACAAUAGCAAAGUCCAGACAGUACUCAGCUCUCUCCCGGUACAGAAAUCACAUUUGAAUAAUACAAAGACAACCUUGCACAGUGCACAAAGAGAGUAUCCCAACACCUUCUAAGUUCUUCCUGUUUUCUUAUCAUCUGCCCACCCAAUAAAACAAUUACCAUAACAUUCCACAAAAAGCCUCAGCCUACAAGUGCACCUUCCUCUUCCACCUCCUGCUCAAAGUCACUUCUCCAGUGUUCAAAGUUGUCAGCUGGAUUCUUAGAAAAGCUGAGCCUGCGGAGAAUAAAGAGUGAAAGCAACUUACUGAGAAGGAAAAGGAUAAUAGUAAAAUAGAAAAAAGGUGCAAGGAAGUAGAGAUUUGGUGAGAAAAGUUCAAUGCAAAUCUAACAAGAGGACUGGCCUAGAAAGACUAGCAAAGGGCUAGUGUGCUCCCCCAGCAGAGCUUUUGGAGCAGUACAUCUGGUCCUUUGUCUCGUGUAGAGAAGUGACUCAAAGUGCCAGUGUAUUUAUGGACUUGUGAACAGUAGUGAAUGUUCUCUCUAAUCAUCAGGGUCCUGUGAGGAAAAAAAGAUGGAAUGAUCAGAGGCAAGGGACUCUAGCGAAGAAGCAUAAGGAUGGACAUCUGGGCGUGGGCAGAAGGUGUGAAGUGUGUGUGUCACAUCCUAAUAUCCCCAGAAGCUUCCACCCCCAAAUCACUUGGACUGUUGUGUAAGUCAGCCCUCGCCUGCAGUUACCACGGCACUAGCACAAAGGACACAUGAAAGUGGUGGUCAAAGAGUUGGAUACAGAGGCCACAUACAGGGACAACAGCACUGGCUUCUACUUUCUGAGGCUGAGCUACUGCCACCUCUGAAUAUUCAGCACAUGAGCAAUGAAGACUCGUACUGAGCAUUGUGUGGCAUUCUUCAAGAAAAUCAACAAGUCAUUUGAUAAAUUGGCUACAUUUCAUUCUGAAUGUUUCAUGCUCACAAGAACAGACUCUGAUACUAGCUAUGGAUUUCUCUUUCUUGUUCAGAGUACUCAAUCUAUAGACAAAGGGUCCACAUACUAUCACAUCCAAUUAGAGAGUUAUUCUAGGUGGAAAAAGGAAAUAGAGCCAUCUAGCCAGCUGACCAGUUACCAAUUCUUAAUACAUGUUAAGAUCAUCCUUCUUAUAUAUUAAUGUUUCUGUGUUUAGAUCAGAAUCCUUCCAUUUAUUGUCUGGAUUAAUUUCAAGAGCCUCCAAAUAGGCUUCCCUGUCUCACAACUAUACUCCAAUCUACUUUAUAUAUUCUAGAGCUAUCCUCCAUAUAAAAUGUAGGACCUUUAAAUAGUUAAUGCUUCUUAUCUUCCAAACCUCAGCUCAUCUUCAAUUGUUCCAAUGCUCUACCAUAGAAUCUAAUGUUGGUGAAAUUGUAAUGGGUAAUAAUGUCAACUUGACUGAACUGAGAUGCCCAAUGUGUAGGGGAUCAAUCUAGCACAUCUGUAAGUAUGUAUGUAGGGAGAAGUUUUAGGGAAAAUUAGUUUAUCUGACCAAAUGAAUGGAUAGCUUAAUCAAUUGGUAGAUUCAAGGCUGUUGGGAGAUGGUAGGACUAUGCAAAUUGGAGAAAGUAGGUCAAUAUCGAUGUAUCCUUGGGAAACUAUAUCUUGGCCUCUCCUGUUACCACCCUGCAUUGAUUCCUGUCUGCUAUAUGUACCCUGCGCUAGUUCAUCACACUAAACAUCAUGGUGGACUGAAACCCUUGAAUUUGUGAACUAAAGAUAAAUCCUUCUUCUAAGUUGUUUCUGAUAGGCAUUUCAUUAGAGCAUCAAGAAGAGCUAAUUUGCACGUAAACAAGGGGGUGUCCUUAUUGAUCAAACAUUAAUUUUCAUAAAAUUCAGGAGUAAGAUGAGAAACUUAAUAAGAUCUUAUAUAAAAACAGAAAGUAAAUAAAGAGCUCUGCAGGCAAGAGACACCCACUGUUGCAGCAGUGAUGUGACGGUUAUGGGUGUAGCCAAUGGCUUUCUGAUUGGAUCUGAGGCCCACUCCACAGAAGAAAUUCAUGUCUAAUACUAUUUGUGGUCAAAAGCCUGUGUCUGGGGGAGGAGAUAAGCCCUACUAGUGAGGCUUAUUUCUAUUGUUUUGCUACAUAGACAUGCUGUGCCUAUCAAAUUGCCUUUAAAAAGACUUUCAGUGUCCAUGAGUCCCAGAGCUAAGAAUAGCCUCAGACAAAAUCCAAUGCCUAUAAGAGAGAUGUCUCUAUUUCACUGUAAUCCUCAUAACCUAUCCAAUGUUUCUUACAACGUAUUUGAAAAAAGCCUUGAUUUAUGACUUUGUUCUGUUACACUGAAAAUGCAUGUAAAUGAUAUAACACUGUAGCAAGGUUUGGGUCCGGUAAGCUCAAUCCAUAUUCCCAAGCAUGGUCAUUUAUAUUUUACUCUAGAAUAAAUGCUAAAGAUUUAUUCUCUUGAAGAUAAGAGCUGUCUUAGCACAGCCAUAUCUAAUGGAAACAGAGAAAAAUCAUAAAUCCAGCACAGCUGUUUGACAAAGAUCCAGCAAAACUGAGCCCAGUGAUGUAAUCGCUGUGGUGUAGUCUCCCACUCUUUUGGCCUUAAUUUCUUGUUGGUAUAAUAUUCUUGUGGAAUGUAUACAAUCUACCCUUGUACAGUCACAUGCUAAUUUCUCUACCACACUAUCUGGUUUUAAUCCGGAUACUGCAUUGUGAUGCUUAUUUUAAGCAUCCCCUGUAUCAAGUUUGUGUAAAUAUGCCACCAUUUAUUCUCUGUAUUGACAAUAAAACAACCAGCCAGUGCUGAGCAAUGGAGAGAAUAGGGUGGGACAUCUUGGUCCGGAGGGGAGGAGAAAGAAGCAAAUGGGAGGAGGGAUUAGGGAGAGAGAUCUGAGAGGCGAAGACCUGAAAAACGCCAGGAAAUAAUGACUAAAAAAGAACUAUAAUGUGGGAAAUCUGAAUGGGAAGAAGCUAGGUGGGCUUGGCAGUUUAGGAUGGAGUAAUCAUUGCUCAGCAUUGUGCUCUAGGUUAAUUAAACAAA
Psammomys obesus (fat sand rat) is the source of this 5048-nucleotide messenger RNA. RefSeq names its product pleckstrin (gene Plek). NCBI's taxonomy places the organism in Eukaryota, Metazoa, Chordata, Mammalia, Rodentia, Muridae. Gene Ontology annotation, cellular component: plasma membrane. The record is from RefSeq and is a predicted model, not a curated record. The transcript is spliced from 10 exons. The coding region runs from base 138 to 1190 and encodes 350 amino acids. Gene Ontology annotation, biological process: intracellular signal transduction; actin cytoskeleton organization.